UUUACGCCAUUGACGGGGUUUGAGUGGUCUAUUUGGGGCGUUAAUGCCCAUUGUACCCCGGCGCUCCAGCUACAAGCCGGUUUGGUUACAUAAUGCGUCAAUUUGCGACUAAAUUAGACCGCUUCCGUCUCCUUUCGUUAAUUUUUUUUUUGCUUCCAAGAAAUCCUUCCUUUCUAUUUAUAACCAAAACUCUCUCUCUCUCAUUCCCUCCCUCUCUAUCUCCAUUCGAUUUGAUUCGAAGAAACGGGGGAAAAAAAAAAAAAGCGAUAUGAGCAGUAUCGGGACCGGUUACGAUCUCUCAGUGACCACCUUCUCCCCCGAUGGAAGAGUCUUCCAGAUCGAGUACGCAGCCAAAGCCGUCGACAACAGCGGCUAAAGUUCGUCGUUUUAUGGGUCUGCUAGGACUGUUAUCGGGAUCAAAUGUAAGGAUGGGAUUGUUAUGGGCGUGGAGAAGCUGAUUUCGUCGAAGAUGAUGUUAGCGGGGUCGAAUCGGAGGAUCCACUCCGUUCAUCGGCAUUCCGGCAUGGCUGUGGCAGGCUUGGCAGCAGAUGGUAGGCAAAUCGUUACACGAGCUAAGUCUGAAGCAACCAGUUAUGAAAGAGUCUAUGGUGAGCCCAUACCUGUGAAAGAACUUGCAGAACGUGUGGCUGGUUAUGUUCAUCUUUGCACACUUUAUUGGUGGCUGAGGCCUUUUGGCUGUGGAGUUCUUCUUGGAGGUUAUGACAGAGAUGGACCCCAGCUGUACAUGAUUGAGCCCUCAGGAGUCUCAUAUAGGUACUUUGGUGCUGCAAUCGGAAAGGGAAGACAGGCUGCCAAAACAGAGAUAGAGAAGUUGAAGUUGUCUGAAUUAACUUGCAGGGAAGGGGUUAUUGAAGUUGCUAAGAUAAUAUAUGCGGUACAUGAUGAGGCAAAAGACAAAGCUUUUGAGUUGGAAAUGAGCUGGGUCUGUGAUGAGUCUAAUCGCCAACACCAGAAGGUGCCAGAUGAUCUCCUGGAGGAAGCCAAGGCUGCUGCAAAAGCUGCAUUAGAGGAAAUGGAUGCAGAUUAAGUGCAGUUGCCGGAUGCUUCAUGUUAUAUUUGUUUUCUAUUUCUUACACUCCAAUAUAUUCAGUUUCCAUGUUUUGUCUGUUCGCAAUGCAAGUGGCUCUUCACAUGGGGAAUUGCCCAGGAAAAUCAGGUUGAGUGUAAUCUUCUUGAUAUGUUAGAAUGAACAUUAUUCUGUGGUGACUGAAAGUUAUAAACUUAAAUGAUGUUUUCAUCGGUUGCUUUCUGCAUCAAAC
Elaeis guineensis (African oil palm) is the source of this 1280-nucleotide messenger RNA. Its product is annotated as proteasome subunit alpha type-3. The record is from RefSeq and is a predicted model, not a curated record. Gene Ontology annotation, biological process: ubiquitin-dependent protein catabolic process. NCBI's taxonomy places the organism in Eukaryota, Viridiplantae, Streptophyta, Magnoliopsida, Arecales, Arecaceae. Gene Ontology annotation, cellular component: proteasome core complex; proteasome core complex, alpha-subunit complex.